GGUUAUAAUCUCUCUUGCUUUACGCACGUGCGUAUUUCAUGUGGAGGGCACAAACACAGCAGCUAUGGAGACAUACAGGAGGUGUUUGUGGUGGAACAGACACACUUCUGCCUUUACUAACAGACAGAUGGAGACUCAGUGAGAUGUGAGAUACCUCUGUGGACUAAUGGACCUCUCAGACAUUUGGACCAUAUAUUACUGAGCCAGCUGCCCUUCACAGUGCCUUUGGACACCCACCUGUCUCAAUAUGUGGAUAUUCAGUGUUUUGCAUCAGCACAAGUUGCUCUCUGUUUGGACUAGAAGCUUGCAGAAGCCUGGUUUAAUCUCAAGAGGGGGCUCACAGUUUGCUUCUUACCAUUUUACAGCUACUCUCCUGUGUCCAGAGGACAGCACGGCGUUGAAGAGGCGUCGCAGAGUGUCCAUUGCCUCCAGUGUCCAACGCAAACCUGUUGCAUCUGAUGGAUGGCAGCAUCGUGAGAGGUCAGGUCAGAGUAAAGCGUGGAAGAAUGACAUCCCGGUGUUGCAGAAGCCAAAUCAGAGGAGGGGUGAGGACAACAGGGUGUCGUCUGAACUCAGGAAGCUGUGCAUAGAGGAUUUCCCCGCAGACAGGGAGAGGCAGCUGAAACAGAAGUCAACACCGGACUCCAAAGUAGAGAACUAUGAGAUUGUUUUUGGCAUCGCUCCCUGCGUCUUGGCGCUCACUCAGGGUAGAAGGAAGGCCCACAAACUGUUUGUAAAAGAUGGAGAGGCCUCUCUCAGGGCCUCGAUGUUAAAGGUGUGCGAGGAGGCUCAUCGGCGAGGAGUACACAUCCAUCGGGUCAGUAAGAAGGAUCUGGACAAGAUGUCUUCUGGGCGAGUACAUCAAGGAGUAUGUCUGCAAGCCAGUCCUCUGCAUUAUCUCACUGAAAACAGCGACUCUGCACCCAAAAGAAACAACAACACCCCUCUCUGGCUUGUCCUGGAGGGAAUUCAGGACCCGAUGAACCUCGGUGCCAUCCUGCGCUCUGCCUAUUUCCUUGGUGUGGACAGAGUCGCCAGCAGUCUCCGCUCGAGCUGUCCACUGUCUCCGGUGGUCAGCAAGGCCAGCUCCGGCGUCAUGGAGGUGAUCGGGGUGUACGGGUACAAGAACCUUGAAGAUAUGCUCAGGUCAAAGGUGGAACAGGGCUGGCAGGUGGUCGGCACAGUGGGAGCUGAAGCAGAGCAGUCAAACAUUCCCGUCACCCAGUGUUCAGACUUUCAGAUGACCAAACCUACGUUGCUGUUGAUGGGCGGUGAGGGGGAAGGCUUGUCCAAGGAGCUGCUCUCUCUGUGCCAAACCCUUCUCACCAUCCCUGCUGGCAGAGAGUUGUUCCCGGGUAUAGAGUCUCUCAACGUCUCUGUAGCCACAGGCAUCCUGCUGCACUCACUGCUGUCCUCCAGGAGGUCGACCAGAUGAUAACCACCAAAAAUAUUCUGUGUUCUCAAACCGAAGAUGCGAAGUAACUGAGAAUUAGCCAGGGCAACAAAGCAGAAGGCUGAUGAUAUUCUAUAUUUUGCUUAUUGUCAACGAACUCCACGAGCCAAAGGCCCCAAAUCAACAAUUAAAUUAAUGUUUUAUGUGUCCAGCGCCUGGUAUUUCUUUCUGUAAGUGCUCACUAGAGCAUCAAAUAGUAAAAUAAUCUCCAUCAAAAGCACUGUUUAAUUCUGAUAGAGUACUUUGUAGAUGGUAAGAAAAAUCUAGAAUAACAGCAGGCUUAUCCUUUAAAAAUGUUGCUCUGUUACUCACUUGAAUUAGCUGAUAUUAUUAUAGUUAUGUCUGCCUGUGUUUUGUGCUACUGGCCUUAUGUAAUAAAUGUAUUUUUCAUGCUCUUGUUGUGAGAUUUUGAAUUAAAAUAAUACUUGAUCAUAUU
Larimichthys crocea (large yellow croaker) is the source of this 1889-nucleotide messenger RNA. RefSeq names its product mitochondrial rRNA methyltransferase 1 homolog (S. cerevisiae) (gene mrm1). Gene Ontology annotation, cellular component: mitochondrion. The record is from RefSeq and is a predicted model, not a curated record. The transcript has a single exon. Gene Ontology annotation, molecular function: RNA binding; rRNA (guanine) methyltransferase activity. Lineage: Eukaryota; Metazoa; Chordata; Actinopteri; Sciaenidae. Bases 248 to 1435 code for a protein of 395 amino acids. Gene Ontology annotation, biological process: rRNA methylation.